UUGUAGCAUCCUUAGGAUAUGGCACUAUUCCAUACUUUCUGAAUAGCCGCACGAAUGGGAAACACUCCAUUCUCGCGCUGCCAGUCGGACUUUCCAUAGCACGCUUAGCUUGCUGCUCGGGCGUGGUGCAACUGUAUUGGACAAGCUCGAGUAGCUCACAAUCUCUUUUGAGAUCAAAGUCCCCCAAUUUCCUGCUCUUGUCCUUAAAAUUGACGGAGUGGAAUUGUGCUCGCUGCUCGAGGGAGCUUACGGGGAAGGGUUGUUCGGGCGGAGCCAUUGAUUCUUCUUUCCCCUCGUAUCCUGCACUCUUCUUCUCUUCCUCCAACACCGCUAUGCUGAGGGUAACUUAAGCUGGCGCGUGGGCGACGGUCAUGGCGAUGUCAUGUCGGCGGAACAAUACGGCCGCAGACUCCUCGAGGAGGUGCAGGAGGAAGGUCUCGAGCAGCUAUUGGCAGAGAUCAGACAAAGGUCAUGCCCCCAGUCGAAGUCAAGAAUCGGAAUACCGCAGCUAGACAACCUACUUCAGGCCUUUCGCCUACCAUCUCAACCAGCAGAUCAUCCAUCAUGGACAUCAGCAACAGGACACCGUCCUGGGACAGAAAACGAAGCCGAGCAUCAUGAUGAUCAGGAAGCUGAACCUUCACAUCGCCAUGAAGCUCCAUCUCGCCAGCACAAUGCCACGCGGAAGCCUGCUGUCAUCGAAUUGACCAGCAGCCAAUCCGCCUCUGGAAAGACUACUCUCCUCCUCUAUAUCUCAGCCCUGGCAGCCCUACCAAGAGUAAAUGGGGGCAACGAAUCAGCAGUCAUAUACAUAGACAAUGACAGCCGCUUCUCAGCCAUCCGCCUCGUACAGAUCAUUAAGCACCAUCUCGAAACACACCAUGGAACCAGCACAAACCUCACGUCAGAAAGCAUUCGACAGAUCGCCCACGAAGCCCUGAACCACAUCUACAUCUUCCGCCCACAGUCGUCCACACAGCUACUAUCCAUUCUCGAGUCUUCACCAUCUUUUCUCCUCGACAAAACACGCCACUCUUCAAUCUACAGACCGCUAGGUCUCGUGGUGCUCGACUCAGCCACCGCAUUCUACUGGCAAGACCGCUUCGACAGAACCAUGGCACAACUGGAUACUCCGAGCGUAGCAGCUCGAGACCACCCAUCCAAGACUGCCGACAUCAUCGCACGUCUCAAAGCGCUUCAGACGAGAUUCGAAUGCGCAGUGGCCUUCAGCACGAACAACGCUCCGUCACGGACAAUCACUCAGACACAUACAGGUCCUGAAACGACGCCAUUGACCCCUGCGCCCCAGGGUCCAAGUCUAUCGCCGUGGACAAUGUAUGCCACUCUCACGCUCAGCCUGACGAGGGCGCAAGUCCCGCAAUUCGCACCGCAGAUGUCGUUGGAAGAGUGUCUACGUGACGCGGAGAAAAGACUUGAAGCCGUGCGGAACGCUAGGUUCAUAGCAACAGUAGAGUGGCGGCCUGGUCAGUCGCUGGAAAGGGACAGAGUCAUGAUAGCGAUGGGCGCAGGAGAAGGAUCAGGAAAUCAUCCUGGAUUUGCAUUCAAGAUUGAUGGGUCUGGUAUUGAUAUCGAGUAAAGCAGAAGAACGAUGACCAGCUGUUGAGCGGUCACUAGAUCUAUCUACCAGGUAGAUACAGACAUUGUGCAACGAGUCCUCUCCACGCAUUCCCAAACUCCAGUCUGUGUCGUUUGUUCUAUUCUU
Molecule: messenger RNA, 1723 nt
Organism: Exophiala viscosa
Lineage: Eukaryota; Fungi; Ascomycota; Eurotiomycetes; Chaetothyriales; Herpotrichiellaceae
Product: DNA-repair protein XRCC2
Exons: 2
Coding region: 383-1597 (404 amino acids)
Biological process (GO): double-strand break repair via homologous recombination; DNA strand invasion
Cellular component (GO): Rad51B-Rad51C-Rad51D-XRCC2 complex; replication fork; centrosome
Molecular function (GO): ATP binding; four-way junction DNA binding; ATP-dependent DNA damage sensor activity
Source: RefSeq, a predicted model, not a curated record